GUUUUUUUCUUCAAUCAGGCAAGAAUUCGAAAUAGACAGAGGGAAUGCUGAGGGCCGCGGGGAGGCGAAUUCUAGGGUUAGGGUCGGGGCACCGGGCGCCGGCAGCGGCGGUGGCCUCUCGUGGUUAUCACGAGAGGGUGGUGGACCACUACGACAAUCCGCGGAACGUCGGAUCCUUCGACAAGAACGAUCCGACGGUGGGGACGGGGCUGGUCGGCGCUCCUGCGUGCGGCGACGUGAUGAAGCUCCAGAUUAAGGUCGACGACGCCACCGGGAAGAUCGUCGACGCCUGCUUCAAGACCUUCGGCUGCGGUUCCGCUAUCGCCUCCUCCUCCGUCGCUACCGAAUGGGUGAAGGGUAAACAUAUGGAGGAGGUGUCAUCCAUCAAAAACACAGAAAUUGCCAAACACCUUUCUCUUCCUCCGGUGAAGCUCCACUGCAGCAUGCUUGCAGAGGAUGCAAUCAAAGCUGCUGUGAAAGACUAUGAAUCCAAGAAAGCCAAGCUGGCAGCUGCAAAUGCUGAGACUGCACAAACUGAGAAAGUUGCGAGUGCUUGAUACACCACUUUAUAGUUAAAAACCAUGCUACAGCUACGCCACAAGAUAUUGCUCAGACUAUAGAGGACUUGGUUUGCUGUUGGAGUUUACUGGACACCAUACAGCGGAUGUUGGAAUGUCUCUCUUGAGCAUGUAGAUAAUUGGUGCAAGGGUCAAUCCGUGUUGUGUUCCUGCAGUCAAAGUUGAUGAAAAUUUCCAUGAAAAUUCAUGUGUGCAUAUUUAAUGAUUUUUUUCCU
Messenger RNA from Musa acuminata subsp. malaccensis (wild Malaysian banana), 793 nucleotides. RefSeq names its product iron-sulfur cluster assembly protein 1. The record is from RefSeq and is a predicted model, not a curated record. Gene Ontology annotation, cellular component: mitochondrial matrix; cytoplasm. Gene Ontology annotation, molecular function: 2 iron, 2 sulfur cluster binding; ferrous iron binding. Lineage: Eukaryota; Viridiplantae; Streptophyta; Magnoliopsida; Zingiberales; Musaceae. Gene Ontology annotation, biological process: iron-sulfur cluster assembly; intracellular iron ion homeostasis.